This is a messenger RNA of Notolabrus celidotus (New Zealand spotty), 2166 nucleotides long. RefSeq names its product coiled-coil domain containing 47 (gene ccdc47). NCBI's taxonomy places the organism in Eukaryota, Metazoa, Chordata, Actinopteri, Labriformes, Labridae. Bases 140 to 1612 code for a protein of 490 amino acids. The transcript is spliced from 13 exons. The record is from RefSeq and is a predicted model, not a curated record. Gene Ontology annotation, biological process: endoplasmic reticulum calcium ion homeostasis. Gene Ontology annotation, molecular function: calcium ion binding. Gene Ontology annotation, cellular component: endoplasmic reticulum.
AAAACAUCCUCUCGCGAGACUUGUACUUUGAAAGGUCGAUCCAGUGUGGUGAGCAGCUUCAGGCGUAACAUCCCCACAAGGACAGUUCAGGCUAUUCGAGCUCAGUCAUUGUAACAUUUAUUAUCAAAGAGGUCCCACCAUGCGAGGAACAUACCUCCUCCUGAUCCCCGCUCUGCUCCUCCUCGUGGCCUUUCCUGUUUCCAGGGGACGCUACAAUGAUGAUUUCGACGACGGUGAGGACAUAGCAGACUUUGAUGACAAUGACUUUGCUGAGUUCGAGGACAUGAACGAAGAUCAAGCAGCCGAGGCCGAAACUGCCCCACCACCCCGUGCGUCCCAGUCCUCGCAGCAUGAGGAGGACGAGGAUGAAGAUGAAGCCACUGUGGAGCUGGAGGAUGGCCAGGAUGGUUUUGACGACUCAGAGACACAGGAUCAAGACAUAUACAGCAAAUACGACCAAGAGGAGUUUGAGGGGAUUGGAGACAUGGAGAAGACAGGACACUCCAUGAAGGACCCCCUGAUAAUCCACACAGUUCCUGCACAUCUGCAGAACAGCUGGGAGAGUUACUACAUGGAGAUCUUGAUGGUGACCGGCCUGUUGGCCUAUAUCAUGAACUACAUCAUCGGCAAGAACAAGAACAGUCGGCUCGCUCAGGCCUGGUUCAACUCUCACAGAGAACUUCUGGAGAGUAACUUUGCACUCGUGGGUGAUGACGGCACCAGUAAAGAAGCAGUGAGCACCGGAAAGCUGAACCAGGAAAAUGAACACAUCUACAACCUGUGGUGUUCUGGACGCGUGUGCUGUGAAGGGAUGUUGAUCCAACUCAAGUUCUUAAAGAGGCAGGACCUGCUCAAUGUUCUGGCAAGGAUGAUGAGGCCAGCGUGUGAUCAAGUGCAAAUCAAAGUUACUCUUAAUGAUGAGGACAUGGAUACUUUUGUGUUUGCUGUUGGCACCAAAAAGGCCAUGGCCAGGCUCCAGAAGGAGAUGCAGGACUUGUGUGAGUUCUGCGGGGACAAGCCAAAGUCCGGGGCCAAGCACGGGCUCCCGGACUCCCUGGCCAUUCUUAGCGAGAUGGGCGAGGUCACAGAUGGGGUGAUGGACAACAAGAUGGUGCACUACAUCACCAACCAUGCUGACAAGAUCGAGUCCAUCCAUUUCUCGGACCAAUUUUCUGGUCCAAAAGUUAUGCAAGAGGAGGGUCAGCCUUUAAAGCUUCCUGAGACAAAGAAGACACUCCUGUUUACAUUUAAUGUGCCUGGCAUGGGCAACACCUCUCCCAAAGACAUGGACAGUCUGCUUCCUCUGAUGAACAUGGUGAUCUACAGCAUCGACAAGGUCAAGAAGCUGCGUCUCAACAGAGAGGGUAAGAUGAAAGCAGACAGAAACCGUGCCCGUGUGGAGGAGAACUUCCUGAAGCAGACUCACGCUCAGCGUCAGGAGGCAGCCCAGACGCGCCGCGAGGAGAAGAAGAGAGCCGAGAAGGAGAGGAUCAUGAAUGAGGAGGAUCCUGAGAGACAACGUCGUCUUGAGGAAGCAGCUCAGCGCCGCGAGCAGAAGAAGAUCGAGAAGAAGCAGAUGAAGAUGAAGCAAAUCAAAGUGAAAGCCAUGUGAAAAAAUCACCACAGGGAUUCUGGUCAUGACAAGCACACAUAAAAGCAGUGCUCAGCUUCGACAGUUCUCUCCAGCUUCUCUCACCACAGCCCGCAGCUCCAGCUCACAGUCGCUCCAGCUCUUAUCAGACGUCCUGUGCCUCUGCUAGGACUUUACGGUCUGUCAUCCACUAUUCCAUCUGGAUUAAUCUGAAUGACUGAGUCUUAACUGUCUGUUUCAAGUGAGAAGGACUUUUUCUCCAUCAAAUCAAUCCACAAAAUUCAAGUCUAUUUUUCUUUUUCAGUCUUCUUCAAAACAACUCAACGCUCCGUCUGAAGCUGUGUAACUAAUUGAUCUUUUUAAUCUGCUGGGAAGGAACACAACAUUAGGUGGCAUUGAGCUGCAUUUUAAAAGGAAUUCAAGCAUUGCUUUGGUUUCAAUGGGUAUUUAUAAGCAUUAAUAUAAUCCUAAAUUCUUUUUUUAUUUAUAUCUGUCAUGAGUUUGGUAUGUUGCUGGCUGUUUCUUAUGGAUAUCUGAACAAAUGUAAUAAAAUGCACUGGAAUCAGAUGGAAAAA